Molecule: messenger RNA, 402 nt
Organism: Cooperia oncophora
Lineage: Eukaryota; Metazoa; Nematoda; Chromadorea; Rhabditida; Trichostrongylidae
Source: the annotation of a GenBank genome assembly
CUGUUCCUACUCUUUGGAUCCACCUAUUUAGAAGUCGUUUCAGAUGUGAAUGAAAAUGUCUCCGAAGCUACGUUCGUCCUAAAAGGUCACCGGUCCAUAGUCAACCAUGUGAGAUAUAGCCCAAGCAAUAGAAUAAUUUCUUCUUGUGGAGUGGAGAAGAUCAUCAAGGUGUGGAGUUCGCUGCCUAUUCCAUCCUCGUAUGACAAGCCGAGAAUUCGAGUUAAGAAAACUCUGCUUUCCGAGUUAAGCUUCGAUGAAGGAGUAGCUGUAGACGACACUGCUGAGGACCUCAAUAUGCUAACUAUUUCGAUCAACUGGAUAAUCUGUCUCGAAUGCAAGCAUACGAUCCAAAUGAGGAAACAGGCAAGUGUUCUUUUACUUAUUUACAAGGAAUUUUGCUAA